CUCCCUCCAACAGCACAACACCACCAUCCCCAUCCGCAAACUUCUCUGGACUGACCUUCUUUCCAGUAACUGACGUCAAGUUCUCCCCCAGCUUCACCUCUCAGUCUGCCUCAACAACAAACCGUCAAAUUCACAGCCUUUACGAUUCUUGUCGCCUCGUCUCGCUUCCGACACAUCUCGUGGCGAUACCGGCACUCCCUCACUCGCCUGCUGUCUUGCCACGCUGUUUCAGGUUCGUUCAGUGCUUGCCCUUAAAAGAGAGAUCUAGCACCGCUCUUGCAUGGUUUGAGAAGUCAGAACGCGAGACGAAUUUUUUUUCAUCUCCAGACUCUUUGUACAGCACACUUUGUUUCCGCUGAGGAAAACUACUUUUACACUCAUCUUGUCAUUUACUCAUUUCCUUGAUUUCUCCUUUUUCUUUUCCCUUCCGACUUGUUACUUCUUGUCAAGCCCUAGGCCUGUACUGUUCGGCUCGAACAUAUAAUUAUCUGUUUCCCCAAAUCAAAGAGAGAAUCUUAACGAGAAGGAAAAGCAAGAGAAAAAAGAGAAAUAUUCUAUUAGGCUAAGGGCAGUUGCUGGGUGUUUGACGGUACCCUGAACAUUUUCCUCGUCACAACAGUUUUAACCCAUUUCUCUUUUUUCCUUACCCCAUCGUCCCUCCCUCGCAACAAACUGGUAUAAUUCCAACCAACAUUUUUUACUCUUCAAUCGUACCAAACAAAAAAAAAAAAAAGCGAAUAAUCCUAUUCUCUUAAACCGUCGCCUAGAUUCAUUGUGACGCUCGAUACAACCGGGUCACUAUCAACACUGGGAAAAACUUUAGCUCGCUUUUAUCCUCCUUUUCAUCUUUUUACGCCGUUUUCUCUCCAACAGAGGAUCUGGAAUCGCGGCGAUGUCCUCCUCUGUAUUUUUCAGAUUCAAGUCUCACAAGGAGUCAACACGAGUAACUUUUGACGGUACUGGCAUUUCGGUUUUUGAAUUGAAGAGACAGAUUAUCGUUCUCAACCGUCUUGGGGAUGGCACCGACUUUGAUUUCUCAAUUUAUAAUGCCGAUACAAAUGAAGAAUAUGACGAUGAUACUACUAUAAUUCCCCGUUCUACAUCUAUCAUUGCUGCCCGUCUCCCCCCCAGCAAGCCAGGGCGUGGAACUGCCCAACGCUAUGUCAGUGGAAAGGCGCCCGUGAAUGCUCUUCCUAAUGCUGGGCGCAGAGAGAAGAACUUUGGAAAUGGUGGCUCGGUUGUUAAAAAGAAUGGGAGUCCUCAGCCUACGAGCAGUGCUCCCGUUUUAACCGGAGGAGAAUCUGAAGAGGAAAAGAUUGCAGCGAUGUUUCAAGCUUCUAGUGAGCAGUGGAAUAAAACCCAGGAGCAGAUGGCAAAUGCUACUCCCAUUCAUCGUGGAAGCCAGGGUUUCAAAAAGAACAAUGCACCAGCUCCAGGACACCCACCACCAAAUGGGUAUAUUUGUUAUCGUUGCGGCGAGAAAGGUCAUUGGAUUCAACAGUGUCCCACAAAUGCUGAUCCCACUUUUGACGGACGCCCUCGCGUUAAGCGUACGACUGGUAUUCCCCGUAGUUUCCUCAAGACAGUUGAGAAGCCGCUUCCCCCAUCCGGGGAUGAUGAUAAUACCACUGCUCACUCUAACCCGACCUCGGUCAUGGUAAAUGCUGAUGGCGAAUAUGUUGUCGCUCAGCCUGAUCAGGCCUCAUGGGAGUCUUACCAGAAGAAGGCGGCAACUAAUUCAAAGGUUGCAGCACCAGUUGGUAGUAAGGAGUUGCAGGAUAAAGGAAUCGAGUGUCUAAUCUGUCAUAAACUUCUGCGUGAUGCAUCAAAGACCCCGUGCUGCGGGAAAGUGUACUGCGAAGAUUGUAUUCACACUACAUUGCUGGAGACCGACUUUGUCUGCCCGAAUUGUGAUGCAAAGGAAAUCCUCCUGGAUGCCAUUGUGCCUGAUGAAGAUAUCAGAAAGAAGGUAGAGGAAUACCUAAAGGAAAGGGAUGCCAAGGAAAAGGACCUGAAAGAGAGAGAGAAAUCCAAGAGCCCUUCUGUAUCAUCUUCUGCUGGUAAAGCAAAGGAACCUAGUGCCUCCCAACGCGGCGACGGGACACCCUCUGCUGCGCCCUCCCAUGGGAGAGCACCCCCGUCUGUUCAUGGUUCUAUGGCUGGGAAUUUUGGCCCUAAUCCGAGAAAGAGACAAGCAGAUGAAGAGUUCGAGCCUAGAAUCCCCCGUGGCCCGGCGGCCAUGAGAAAUAAUAAUAACCCUCAGCCCCAGCAGCCACCGCCCCAUCCAAUGCAACCCCUUCAACAGCAGAGUGGUGGAUAUAAUAACAAUGGCCGGAUGUUCAAUCCCCAACAGGUUUUCCAUCACCAGUUCCCAAAUCAAAAUACUCAUCAACCAACUCCCUUGCCUCCGUAUCAAUUCCAGGCCUUCAACCAGUAUCCUAGUGGCAUGAACGGCAUGGACAACAUGAACGCUAUGAACGGCAAUUACUAUCCUCAGAACGGUCACUAUGUUCCCAACGGGAUGGUGGGGAUGGGCGGAAUGGGUAUGAACGGCAUGAUGGGCGGUGGUAUGGGCGGUGGUAUGGGCGGUGGUAUGGGCGGUGGUAUGGGCGGUGGUAUGGGUGGCGGUAUGGGUGGGAUGGGUCCUCACAACCCAUACCAUAUGGGGAUGAACGGUGGUGGCGGCGGCGGGGCGGCCAUGAAUGUUAGCAACGGACACGGUGGAAAUCCAAUGAUCAACACGUCCUUCGCCCAGCAGUUCCAGCAUCAGCACCAGCAUCCUCCGGGUGAUCCACGCGCUAAGUUCGGGUACUUCCCCAACCAACAGAAGACCGUCUUCAGUGAGCCCUUCCCAAGUGAGGAGGACAGUCCUUAUAUGAGAAAACCGGUCAACCCGCACAGACAUUCCCGACCCAAACGAAUCCGCCCUUCAGACUUCAAGGCCCUUGGAGAAUAGCUGGGAAAGCCUGGAAAGCCUGGAAAGGAAAAGAAUGGAGGCAUAGCACUCCUUUGUAUAGAACGGUAGCCAUCCGUUUGUAUAAAAAAAAAACCACCCUACCACUUAAUGGGGCUAAAAUACCCCCCCCCUCCUGUACUCUUUUUUCUUUUUCUUUCUUUCUCUCCUUUUCUCUUUGCUCGACCCUCUUUUACCUUUACGACUUAUGAAGGCCGAUUUCACGAACAUCGCGGGAGCCUGAGAGGGACGGGAGCAUACAUUCUUUUUUGCGAAACAUCUCAGAGACUUACUCAUAAUGGGUUCUAGUGACAGCCUACAACGAGGCCGUGACGGAAGUUGUAUCGUGUUUUGAGCGGGGCGAGCAGUUUGGCCGGAUGGCCUGACGGGUCGGGAAUCGGCUGAAUGGGUUUUCUGGUGUUGUUCAAGGGUGUGGAAAUACGGAGUACGGCGUGCUGGCUUCUUUCUCUUUUCUUCUUCCACUUCUUUUUUUCUUCAUCUCGAUCAUCCUCAUCACCAUCAUUUUCAGCCAAAAAAAAAACUUUUUUUUUUCCUCCAUGCCUUUUUUUCUUCCACGUUUUAAACUUUGCUGGUGGACAAUAAAUGGAUUUUUUACCUUGUUUUGUUUUUUUGUCUGUCCCUUUUCCUUUCACCCCCCCUCUUAAUUCCCGGCUUCCUUUAGAGGUUGAUGGUCGACUUACAAUCUUCCUUCUUGUUUCAUUUACUGUUUUCUCUAUUUUCUUCCACUUCGGGGGUUUGCCCCCUAAAGUCAUGUAUAGUUCUGAGAAAAUUUAAAUUACUUGAAAUUAUUUCGCGGGCUUUUGCUAUCGUUUCUUCCUUACAAAGCCAGAGCCCUGCUAAUCGCGUGCCGUAUUGUUUCUGAUUUCAGAGCUAGCGAGUGAUGAGAUGGGCACUCUAUCGUUCAUGCGUCAUCACUCGUGGAGGCGAACUUCCAGUGAGAUCCUCUUUUUUUCUUUUUCCUUUUACACUGCACUAGAACGUAUUGUGCCGUGACUAUUUUUAUAACAAAAAUGUAUGCUAUACGUAGGAUAAAACAAUAAAAAAUUGUGCGAACUUGAAGUUGGUGUUCCUGUUACCCGA
This is a messenger RNA of Tuber melanosporum (Perigord truffle), 4054 nucleotides long. RefSeq lists its product as uncharacterized. The transcript is spliced from 4 exons. The record is from RefSeq and is a predicted model, not a curated record. Gene Ontology annotation, cellular component: nucleus. The coding region runs from base 893 to 2956 and encodes 687 amino acids. Lineage: Eukaryota; Fungi; Ascomycota; Pezizomycetes; Pezizales; Tuberaceae. Gene Ontology annotation, biological process: mRNA processing; protein ubiquitination; ubiquitin-dependent protein catabolic process. Gene Ontology annotation, molecular function: ubiquitin protein ligase activity; nucleic acid binding; zinc ion binding.